Coccomyxa subellipsoidea C-169 is the source of this 1710-nucleotide messenger RNA. Its product is annotated as cytochrome P450. Bases 1 to 1194 code for a protein of 397 amino acids. Gene Ontology annotation, biological process: sterol metabolic process. The record is from RefSeq and is a predicted model, not a curated record. The transcript is spliced from 10 exons. Lineage: Eukaryota; Viridiplantae; Chlorophyta; Trebouxiophyceae; Coccomyxaceae. Gene Ontology annotation, molecular function: monooxygenase activity; oxidoreductase activity, acting on paired donors, with incorporation or reduction of molecular oxygen; iron ion binding.
AUGGUAGUAGUGACUGAUGAGAACGAAGUCCGCCGCCUUCUUCAGGCGGAACAUAAGUUGGUCGAGUCAGCCUGGCCAGAGUCGAUGCGCAACCUGCUCGGCCCCAACGCCAUCCUGACAGCGCCUGCCAAGGCGCACAAGAAGCAGCGUCAGAUCCUAUCCCAGGCCUUCACAGAGGCAGCGAUGCGGCUGUACCUGCCGACAAUACUGGAUGUUUCGCGCUACACAAUGGAGCAGUGGGCGGCAAGCAAGGAGCCCGUGCUCUUCUACUCGGCUGCACGCGCAUUUGCCUUUGACAUUGCUGCCACCGUGCUGACCGGCACGCGAUUUGAUGGAGACACACUGGUCAAGAUGCGUGAGGAGUUUGAUGUCUACGCUGAUGGCCUCUUCUCCCUGCCCCUCAACAUUCCCGGGACUCCCUAUGGGAAGGCUGUGAAAGCGCGAGCGUACAUUGUGGCAGAGAUUGAGCGCUUGAUCUUGGAUGCCAAGGCUAGCAAUGAGGCGCAGUCCACCGGCCGCAAGAAUGCGCUACGGCUCCUGUUGGAUGCUCAGGAUGAGAACGGUGAAAAGCUGACCAUGGAGCAGCUGAAGGACCAAAUCCUCACCCAGCUGUUUGCAGGCCAUGAGACCACAGGCGCCACGCUGUCGCGCGUGCUGCCAGAGAUUCAGAGGCAGCCGCACAUCAUGGCCAGGAUGCGUCAGGAGCAGGCCGAGCUCAUCCAGAAGUACGGCGAUGAGAUCACCUAUGAGAUGCUGGAGCAGAUGCCGUACACGGACGCGGUGCUGAAGGAGGUGAUGCGCAUGCACGGCAUCGUGGACGGCGUGUGGCGGCAGGCGCUGGAAGACCUGGAGAUCCAGGGCUGCCGCGUGCCCAAGGGGUGGACGGUGCAGCUGAUGGUGAAGAAGGCGGGGCUGGCCAUGCCGGAGUUCCAGGGGGACGCGGAUAGGUUUGACCCCUCGCGCUGGCUGGAGGAUGGGGCGCCAUUGAAGAAGGAGCCCAAGGGAUUUAUGCCAUUUGGAGAGGGGCCGCGCAAGUGCCUGGGCAUGCUCCUGGCCAAGAUGGAGAUGCGGGCGCUGCUGGCUGUGCUGGCGAGGGGUUACACAGUGGAGCUGGACGAUCCCAAUGAGUUCUGGUUCCAGGACUUCAAGCCUGUCAACAAGCUCCCGGGGCGCGUGGUCAAGUACCAAGCUUAGCUGCCCCAAGCUCAGCUAAGCUUACAUAGGCCAGAAUGGUCUAGAGAAGUCAUUUAGGAGGAUCUUGAGAAAAAAAGCUAAAAUCACUGAAGUUACAAGAGUAACCUCUUGAGAUAGGCAGCAAGUAGAGGUCUUGCAAACGAUGCUGAUAAUUGCAUCUAGGCAAAUGCCAUGGAAUUAUUGUAUAGCAGCAGGAAACUUCCUUGGAAACUCAGUCCCUUGAGGCACAGUCUCUUGAAAAGUCAAGGAAGUAACCUUCAACGGAUGCACAUUUACAUUCUGCAAUUUCUUGGAACCCUUGAUUUGAAUGUUUCACAUGGUGUUAUCGUGCAAAAGAUUGCAGAUCGAUGCCCUCAUAGAUAAGUGCCUGAGGUGUUUAUUUCCUGACGAGUGACCCUUGUGCAUUACAUAGCAUUACAGAGAUUAUUGCUGGGACUGCCUCAAUCUGGUUGACUGCCGGUUGACUACCAUCGUUUUGUCAAUGAUGCAAGCAGUUGUAAGAAUUCCAAUGGGUUC